Spathaspora passalidarum NRRL Y-27907 is the source of this 2862-nucleotide messenger RNA. RefSeq lists its product as uncharacterized. The record is from RefSeq and is a predicted model, not a curated record. The annotation marks the transcript as partial. The transcript has a single exon. Lineage: Eukaryota; Fungi; Ascomycota; Pichiomycetes; Serinales; Debaryomycetaceae. Gene Ontology annotation, cellular component: cytoplasm. Gene Ontology annotation, molecular function: GTP binding; ATP hydrolysis activity.
AAUGUACACCAGAAGAGAUGGGACGAGAGAUAGUUAUCGGUUUGGUGGGGAAACCCUCCAGUGGUAAAUCAACAACAUUAAACUCUCUUACAGAUGCCAAUGCAAAGGUUGGUGCGUUCCCGUUCACGACUAUAGAUCCAAACAAGGCCACUGGGUACCUUGAAGUAGAAUGUGCAUGCUCUCGGUUCGGAAAACAGUCAUUAUGUAAACCUAAUUAUGGAUAUUGCAGAGAUGGAAAAAGAGGUGUUCCAAUUAUGUUAUUGGAUGUUGCGGGUUUAGUUCCAAAUGCACACUUGGGCCGUGGUUUGGGGAAUAAAUUCUUAGGAGAUUUAACUGAGGCUGAUUGCUUAAUCCAUAUAGUAGAUGCCAGUGGAACCACUAACGCAGAAGGAAAAGCAACUAGAGGUUACGACCCAUUACAGGAUAUAGAAUGGUUGCAAGAUGAAAUAUUCAAAUGGAUUCUAGGCAAUUUGAUGGAAAGAUGGGGAUCAGUUGUGAGAAGACAUGUUGCUACAAAAUCCUCCACUUUAGAGACCCUAAGACAACAACUAGGAGGAUAUUCCGCAAACAAACAAUUAGUUGGUCGAGCUCUAGACUUAAUACCAAACUUACCUCCUUUGCAAGACUGGGACAAUGAGACAAUUGAAAAAGUUGUGAAAUCUUUUAUGGCAGUCAAAUUUCCAACAGUAUUAGCCUUGAACAAGAUGGAUCACCCUGAUGCAGAUAAAAAUGUAUCCAAGAUCAUAUUAAAGUAUCCUAAACUGAAGGCUGUGUUAACAUCAUCAAUAACAGAAGUUUUUUUGCGUAAGUUGGCGUCGCAAAACUAUAUUAAGUAUGAUCUGGGAACAGAGUUUAUUGAUACGAUAGAUGACUUGGGCCCCGAGUCAGGACUUAGAGAACUAGAUGAUAAAUUACGUAAUAGAAUUGAGAAUAUCAGAGACUUGGUAUUGUAUAGAUUCGGUUCAACAGGUGUUGUUCAAUUAUUGCAAGCUGCUGCAGAUUUGUUGGAUCUAGUUCCUGUGUUUCCUGUUAAAAAUAUUCAUAAUUUCACUGGUGGUUCAGGACAAAACGUAUUCCGCGACUGUAUAUUAGUCAAGAGAGGAACAACGACGAUUUCUGUUGCUAGAAAAAUUAUGGGUGAUGUAACUAUCGCCGCUAUAGAGGGUGUUGGUGGUAUAAAAGUCGGAGAAGACGAUAUCGUGGAUGUGGGUAAAAACGACAUUUUAUCAUUUAAAAUUGUCCCAGGUAGCCAUAAUUAGAUGUAUAGGUUAACGUUUUAUAGAAUUCAAGGAUUUUUUUUUUAUCCACCAGGAAAUAUAUAGUUCACCACACUACACAUGACUAGUGCAUUCAUCCUAGGUUCGACCGGAUUGGUUGGUCUACAAAUUCUCAAACAUUCUGCGACAGUUUUUGCUAAGGUAACCACAGUUAGCCGCAGACAACCCCAGGCAAGCUUUCCAGAAUUAGAUGCCAUUGUUGAACCUGACACCUCCAAAUGGCCAUCGGUCAUUUCAGAACUGGAUUCAACCGUUUACUUCUCGGCUUUUGGAACUAAUAGGGCAGCAGCAGGUUCUGGAGAAAAGUUCAAAGAGAUAGAUUAUGGGAUAAAUUACGAGUGCGCUAAGGCUGCUAAGCAGAAGGGAAUGAAAACCUGUGUAUUGAUUUCAUCAACAGGAGCAAGUGCUUCCUCACCAUUUCUAUACUUUCAAACCAAGGGCCAGUUGGAAAAAGAUAUAAUCGAUUUGAAAUUUGAAAGAACCAUUAUCUUACGCCCUGGAAUGUUACUAGGAGAAAGAGAUAAACCAAAAGGUUUGUUCAACGAUUUCUUGGUAGCAACUUUGAAGUAUACACAUGGAAACUUCUUAUCUCGCUUUUCUUAUGCUAUAUAUGGGGAAGAAUUGGGUAUGAUUGCUGUUCUGUUGGCAAAUGAGGAAUACGAUGCUUCCAAUGGUCCAAUAGUCAAGAUUCUAGGAGGAUUUGAGUUGACAGAAUUGGCUAAGAAAUUGCAUAACAAUAACCCAUGAAUUGAACCAAGCUUUCUAUGUUUAUUUUUCUUGAAUACAUGUAUCGUUUCAGCUACAAGCAGUACUCGUAUCUUGUUUACAUGUUUAUCAGAUCUCUUCGUAGAACAGAUUAGUCUUGACGUCCUGCCACUGACAAACACUUUAGAAGUCAUCUAUAGAGUCAAGGUGCAUUCAAAAAUUAUAGCUAGGUUGUCAAAGCAUCCAAUUUGUUGUAAAAUAAACGCUUAGGGUUGAGUCACCAUCGCAUCAACAACUUAGAAAACCAUUAUUCAUCAUGUCUCAAAGUUAAAUUGUCACAUGAUAAUAUAGUAGCACACACAACUGCUUUGACGAUAAGUUUACAUAGGAUAAGAUGAUCUCACACGCAACAUUAAUGCUUCAUAAAAAAUGAGAUAAGUUCUCCAUUAGACGAGGUCUAGAAAAGUUAUCUAUAAGUAAACCUGUUUUAUUCUUAUUUUUAAAUCAACUUGAUAUAUUUUUUAACCAAUUAAUUAUUCAUAAAAACGUCCGAUAAAAAGGAACUUGACCCAAGGAAAUUAUUAUUUCCAAAAGAGAUAACCUGGAACAACAUAGCCCAAUUACAACCAGUUAUGAAAGAGCCAAGAAUAUCAUAAUCCAAACACAAAACAUCAAGAAAUUGUGCCAAGGAAAUCAAAGAAAGUCAAAGUAAGAAAAUACUUGCAAUUAGUAGUUGGGUGAUUCGAAAUUCUCUAUACUAGCAGGUAAAACGAAAACCAUGAUCCAUAUAGACGGAAAACCCCUUACUAGGCGUUAAAAAAAGGGAUACCAUAUCGAUCAUCUUCUGAAGCUCGACAAACAGAACGAAAUAAAAGUGCUU